AAACCCGAACCCGAAACCCGAAACCAACCGAAACCGAAACCCGAAACCCGAAACCCGAAACCGAAACCGAACCCGAACCCGAAACCCGACCCGACCGAAACCCCGAAACCCAAACCGAACCCUAACCCGAAACCGAACCCGAAACCGAAACCG
Panicum virgatum (switchgrass) is the source of this 153-nucleotide messenger RNA. Its product is annotated as procyclic form-specific polypeptide B1-alpha-like. The annotation marks the transcript as partial. The transcript has 3 exons. NCBI's taxonomy places the organism in Eukaryota, Viridiplantae, Streptophyta, Magnoliopsida, Poales, Poaceae. The record is from RefSeq and is a predicted model, not a curated record.